AUGGCGGAAGUUCCAAUCACCACUUCGAAUCAAAGGUCUCAAGUGGCUAUAAAUAUAGCUAAUUAUUUGAAGGAUAAUAAAAUUUUGAAGCAAAGAACAGGUUUGUUGAAUAACUCUGAAGAUGUGGAAUUUUUCAGAUAUAAGAGAUUAGCCAGAGCGUUAUUAAGUGACGACUAUAAGACUAAACAAGCAAAUCAUAAGAAUGGAUUGAUUCCAAUUGCUGACGAACAAGAAGCUGCAAAAGUGUUUAUUACAUUAAUUCAAAGUCAAUUUGUUAUUCCAGUAGAAAAGUUACAUUAUAAUGAAAUUAAGCAAGCAAAUAAGAGCUGGAAGCCAAAUAAGACCAAGCCAACAUUAAAACAAUCGACCAAGGCCAAUAUAGAGCCAAAUGCGUAUUUUGUUUGGACCUAUAAUAAGCCAAACCCAUUCAUUUUACUAUACAGUAUUUUAUUGCUUGUGGGUAUAUUUACUAUUAUUUUAUUCCCAUUAUGGCCUAACUUUAUGAAGAUUGGCGUAUGGUACUUGUCUAUGGGAUUACUAGGCUUGUUAGGUUUAUUUUUUUUGAUUGCCAUCAUUAGAUUGAUCAUUUACAUAAUUACAUUGCUUGUCUUGCCAAGAGCAUUUUGGUUGUAUCCUAAUUUAUUCGAAGAUUGCGGUGUUCUCGAAAGUUUCCAACCAUUGUACGGAUGGGACGAACCAAAAAAAUCCAAGAAGGGCAAGUCUAGUAAGUCGGCAUCAAAGCCUGAGACAGAAAGCUCUGGAGCUGCUACUGGUGUCAAGCCAGCAGAAAACGCCCCAACUAAACGUAAAGUUGUAUUAGAAGAAGUUGACGAGUAG
Messenger RNA from Debaryomyces hansenii CBS767, 837 nucleotides. It is a transcript of the gene SEC62, whose product is annotated as Sec63 complex subunit. NCBI's taxonomy places the organism in Eukaryota, Fungi, Ascomycota, Pichiomycetes, Serinales, Debaryomycetaceae. Bases 1 to 837 code for a protein of 278 amino acids. The transcript has a single exon. Gene Ontology annotation, cellular component: endoplasmic reticulum; endoplasmic reticulum membrane. The record is from RefSeq and is a predicted model, not a curated record. Gene Ontology annotation, biological process: post-translational protein targeting to membrane, translocation.